AUGGACGCCAUGGCAGCACUCGCCAGAACGGGGCCUUCCCUCGCCGCCGCCGGCCACAGGAGCUCCGCAACGUUCCGGCCGUCGGCGUCACUCUCCUUCGCCUCCGCUUCCUUGAGGAGCCGCGGCCGCGUCGGGCUGAGCACGGCGGGGUGGAACCGGAGGGCAACCAGGGUAGCUCGCGCCACCCCCAACCGCAUCGUCGCCUCCUCGGAGGUUGAGCAGACCUACAUUAUGAUCAAACCUGACGGUGUUCAGCGUGGUCUGGUUGGAGAGAUUAUUUCUCGCUUUGAGAAGAAGGGCUUUUUGCUGAAGGGGCUGAAACUUUUUCAGUGCCCCAAAGACUUGGCUCAGGAACAUUACAAGGAUCUUAAGGAGAGACCUUUCUUUCCCAAUUUAAUCGACUACAUAACUUCUGGACCUGUAGUCUGCAUGGCCUGGGAGGGUGAUGGCGUUGUUGCAUCAGCUCGCAAACUGAUCGGAGCUACUAACCCCCUUCAAGCUGAACCAGGGACCAUAAGGGGCGAUCUUGCAGUUCAAACAGGAAGGAAUGUCGUCCACGGAAGUGACAGCCCUGAUAACGGCAAGCGAGAAAUCGGAUUAUGGUUCAAAGAGGGUGAGCUUGCUCAAUGGGAAUCAGUUCAAACACCCUGGCUUAUAGAGUGA
Triticum turgidum subsp. durum (durum wheat) is the source of this 663-nucleotide messenger RNA. The record is from the annotation of a GenBank genome assembly. Lineage: Eukaryota; Viridiplantae; Streptophyta; Magnoliopsida; Poales; Poaceae.